Molecule: messenger RNA, 2772 nt
Organism: Misgurnus anguillicaudatus (oriental weatherfish)
Lineage: Eukaryota; Metazoa; Chordata; Actinopteri; Cypriniformes; Cobitidae
Source: RefSeq, a predicted model, not a curated record
UGUAGAUAGUUAAUGUCAUAACUUAACAUUUACUUUUGAACAGAAUGUGUGUUCAAGAUGAUAUAGGAAGUACUGGAUUAGUACAUCGGAUAUCAGUAACAGUGACAUCACACUACACAGUUUCACUUAACUCUCAAAUCAUCAGCAGUUGCUUCAGUACAGAAUCUCCAGGAUCCAUGAAUGAGACAUUUUAACAAAUCUGCUUUCAGCUUAAAUAUAACACUGGUUAAACCAAUUUUCUCAUUUCUGGUGUGUGUUUCUUCAAAGGACUGAUCUUAUUUUAAUGAAGAGAUGGAUAAACUCAUUCUUUUCAUUUUUCUGUUACACGGUGUUUGGUGUGAAUAUUGGCCCAUCAGUUUGCCAGAGAAGAUUGAAGCUCUGAGUGGAUCCUGUGUGACUAUAAACUGCACAUUUACUAUUAAUAACACAUAUAACAAUGAUCUCACUGACAGUGCUGCAGGAGUGUGGUAUAAAGAUGGGACUGACUUGUCAAAAAAUGUAGUGUUUAACUCCAGCAGGACCAAUCUCUAUUUUAAAGGGGAAAUAAUUGGAAAAUUAAAAAGAAAGGACUGUACCACCAUCUUUUAUAAUGUUACCUCAAAUUACAGUGGUAAAUUUUUCUUCAGGAUUGAGGGUAAUGGUGAACUGAAAUAUACCUAUCCACAAAAAUCUGCUUUAAUAGAUGUGAUUGCCUCUCCCUCCAAACCCACAGUGCAGAUGUUUAAGGAUCAGAUGGAGGUUGAGGUUCAUGAGGAGGUGUUAGAGGGGAGCUCUAUGUGUCUGCGCUGCUCUGCUAAGACUCUCUGCUCCUCUUCUCCACCAACUCUCACAUGGAGCUCCACUGACAGACUCCACCUCAAUGAGAACAGCAGACUACAGCUGGAUCAACAGAAUCAAACUGAGAUCAUCUCUGAUCUGAACUUCACUGCUACUCACCUUCAACAUGGAGUCACUUUCAUCUGCACUAUAACCUACCAGAUACAGCAGAGAAACACAACAGCACAGAGCAACAUCACAUUACGUGUUCAGUAUGCUCCUAAAAACACAUCAGUAUCUGUGUUUCCAUCUAACUCUGUACUGGAGGGCAGUUCAGUGACUUUGAUCUGCAGCAGUGAUGGAAAUCCAGCAGUGUUCAACUACACCUGGUACAGAGAGAAUGGAGGACAGCUGGAGGAGCUGCAGACUGGAUCUAAUCUCACCUUCAAUGUGACUGAUCGUACACACACAGGACGCUACUACUGUCAAGCCAAAAACCAACAUGGUGCCCAAAACACAUCAGUGUUGCUGGACAUUCAGUAUGCACCGAAAAUCUCUCUCUUUAGUUGUAACAGAACUAAUGUAACUGUGUGUUUGUGUGAGGCUAAUGGGAAUCCCUCUCCUAAAAUGAAGUGGUUUCUAUCUGGACGUCCUGUCAGUAACUCUACAAACACAUUCAUCAUUGAGGAGCGAUUGAGCAGCACAAACUUCAGGAGCUUCAUUUCUCUCCAUCAGUCACUUACACACACAGACACUCUGCAGUGUGUCACCAACAACACUCACAGCAAUGCCAGUGAAAAGAUUCAACUGUUUUGCAGUCCUCAGAAGACAACAGGUUUCAGUCUUUUCUAUUUGCUGAUCCCAGCUGCUAUUGGAGUAUUUGGAGUCUGUAAACGAAGAAAAAACAGCAGAUCCUUAAAGACAAGACAAGACAUCAAUGGACUUAAUCUGACGGACAAGGAGAAUGAAGCACAUGUUUAUGCCAAUAAAGCUGUGUUGUCACCUGCUGAAGAUGCUUCGCUGAAUUACCCAGAAUCCCUUCAUUAUUCCUCCAUUGACUUUAUAAAGACCCAAACAGAGUCAGAUGAGGUCAAAGGCGUCUCCUCACUUACUACUGUCUAUGCUGAUGUCCAACAUUGUUCAGGACAAGAGGAAGAAAAAAGCUCUGUGGGAAGCGUUGAACCUCUGACCAACAGCAACAUCUCAACAGUUGUUAAGCAAGAGAACCACAAUAGUACAGACACUGAACAAGAUCAGUCAAAGGAAGCUUAUCCAGCUUUGCAGUCAGGUGAAGUUUCUGAUCUUUAUGCUCAAGUUAAACACUGCCACACAAAAAAUUAAAAAAAUUUUUACAGUCAUUUUUAAAAUAUUCCUACAGAGACUUUUCAAUAUAAAAUAAGGCAUCAGAGCCAAUAUUAUGUUUGAUCCUUGAGUGCAGCAAUUGGGAACAAUGUUAAACAAAGCAAACAUCAACUGUGUAGGAUUGUUGUGCCAUUCACAGAUUAAAAUGAAUGUAAAAUGAUUUUAUGUUUUUGCUUUACAUUUACAUUUGUGUGUGUGUAUAAUAUUUUUUGUAUUUUUCGUUGAAUUUAAUUAUUUUUCUUAAUCUAUGACUGGAUCCUCAAGCAUGAUAAAAAUAAAAUAAUUUAAUCAUAAACAUGUGUUAGGUUUAAAAAUAUAUCACCACAGAAAUAUGCUGAUGUGCCUAUUUUAAAGUGUACACCCUUAGAUAAAGCAACAUCAAGAUUCAGAGAAAACUUUGCAAUGUUUAUUUAUUGUUAACCAUAACCUCUAUUACCUUGCUCGUUUUGAGUUAUUUUAUAUUUUUUAUUGUUGUUUUGUAUGCUCUAUGAUUGUGUGUAUUUAUAUAUGCAUAUAAAAUUAAAGUUAAGAUGUUUAUUUCCUCAUACUGUACCUUUAACCAACAUUUGUCCAGUAGAGGGCAGCUUUAUGCAUUUAUUGAGAAGUCACCCCAUCGUAAAAUGUAUCAUAAAUGUUUUCAAAAGGACCAUUAUA